Messenger RNA from Clupea harengus (Atlantic herring), 1678 nucleotides. RefSeq names its product enoyl-CoA hydratase domain containing 2 (gene echdc2). NCBI's taxonomy places the organism in Eukaryota, Metazoa, Chordata, Actinopteri, Clupeiformes, Clupeidae. The record is from RefSeq and is a predicted model, not a curated record. Gene Ontology annotation, biological process: fatty acid beta-oxidation. Gene Ontology annotation, molecular function: catalytic activity. Gene Ontology annotation, cellular component: mitochondrion.
CUUUUAGUGCAUUUUAGGUAAAGUAGAUUACAGUCUAUCGAAUGUGUCUUUUUGCUGAGUCAGUGUUGACGCUUACGUCAGUAACCGAGGUGACGGCGACCACGGAUAAGGAAGUGUGGACAAAGUUGAAUAAGGAAGAAGAGAAAGUUGUAGGAUAAAGGUAUUCUUACAAAGGAGGCCUUGCCGUAUCGCCCAAGCAUUGUUGUCUUGCCUUGUAACUGUUAAAUUGUCAGUUGUCAUAGCUUUCUCAUAUCAUACCGAGAUUAUUAUGGCUUUACUCAAUAGAUUCGUCCUUAAACCAAGCAACAUUUCCAGGUGUCUGGCCGGAGUAAGACCCGAGCUUGGCCAGGCUUAUUGUGCUAUUGCUGCUGUUCCAGCGCGGACUGAGACUAGGGAAAACCGGCCUUCUUUUCGGUUUAGGCAUGUCCGCAGUCUGCAUUCUGAAGCGUCGCAUGGCAAAACGGUUGAAGUGGACUUAAAACGCCUGGAUGGAGAAGAUACAGGCUUAGUGGAAGUGCAGAUGUGUCGUGAGAGGGCACGGAACUCUCUUGGCCGCGUGUUUGUGGCUCAGAUGCGGGAGCUGGUUGCCACUCUACACCGUGACGCUGCAGUAAGGGUGGUGGUCUUCAGGAGUAUGGUGCCGGGGGUCUUCUGUGCAGGCGCAGACCUGAAGGAACGAGCCCAGAUGGCGAACACUGAGGCUGAGCACUUUGUCCAUGGCCUGCGAUCCCUAAUGAACGAGAUUGCCGCCUUGCCCAUGCCAACUAUCGCUGCGGUGGAUGGCUUUGCCCUGGGAGGCGGGCUGGAGCUGGCGCUGGCCUGUGACCUUCGCACAGCGGCUCACUCUGCGCAGAUGGGCCUGAUUGAGACCACACGAGGACUUCUCCCAGGGGCUGGGGGCAGCCAGCGUCUGCCGCGGGCCGUUGGCUUCUCCGUGGCCAAGGAGCUGAUCUUCACCGGGCGGCGCCUGGGGGGUGAUCAGGCCCACCAGCUGGGCCUGGUGAACCACGCCGUGCAGCAGAACCAGGCGGGAGACGCGGCCUAUAGAGAGGCCCUGAGCCUGGCCAGGGAGAUCCUGCCGCAGGGUCCAAUCGCCGUGAGGAUGGCAAAGGAAGCCAUGACCAGAGGCAUUGAGGUGGACAUUGCCACAGGAAUGGCCAUCGAGGGCAUGUGUUAUGCCAGGGUCAUCCCCACACGAGACAGACAGGAGGGGAUGAAGGCUUUCAUAGAGAAGAGAAAACCAAAUUACAUCGGAGAAUAAAGACUUCCACACUAGAGUGGAAAUCUACACUGCCAAAAUCACACUCCACUCCGGCACCUGUUACCUGGAGGGUCCUGUGUCCUAAUGGUUUACUGGCUGCCACUAAGGAGCAUUGUGGUCCAAGGCUGCCUUUGCAGGAAAGCUCCUUGUGAAUCGUUUUAAUUGCUGCUUAUCGAGAGUCUGAAUGAAAGUGGAGGAACCUCUUGGCUACUGUGGACAAGGGUUCUUCAGCAAAGGUUUGAAAAACCUCUCUUUAGCGUCUCAUUUUAGAGGCUAUUCUUUUGUCUGGUGUGCUCACAGACUUUUAAUUACAGCGUUUCAAAUUGGUCAGUGUUGUGUUUGUCAUUGCAUUGUAUCGUGCAUACAGAUUUAUUUGUGAUGUUUGUUUAUUAAAGGCCUUUCUAAAGCUCUUCUGAA